Molecule: messenger RNA, 2269 nt
Organism: Fusarium verticillioides 7600
Lineage: Eukaryota; Fungi; Ascomycota; Sordariomycetes; Hypocreales; Nectriaceae
Product: mannan polymerase complexes MNN9 subunit
Exons: 2
Coding region: 540-1667 (375 amino acids)
Biological process (GO): protein N-linked glycosylation; cell wall mannoprotein biosynthetic process
Cellular component (GO): mannan polymerase complex
Molecular function (GO): alpha-1,6-mannosyltransferase activity
Source: RefSeq, a predicted model, not a curated record
CAGCUCUCAAAUACGAUGAUACUUUCCAGAGUCAAGGUCUCUCCGGCGGGAGCCUCCAGAUCACAAAGGUAGGUAGUAUCUUGUAUCUGCAUGGAUAGGUGCCCAGGUUCCUUGGUGCUACUGGGAUUUCACCGAUGGGACGGGUCUCAGCGCUAGACCUGUUCUGGGACCUCAGCCAACUGAACCCUUCAGUCGCUGUGUCUUCAGUUAAUUAUCCCUUUGGAGGCCAGAGAACCACUUCGUAUUCCUGUCAUAUUACCCCUUCGCUCAGUCUCGUCUGCUACGUCCAUUUCUUCCUUUCCUCUUGUCUGUCUUAUACCUCUUCAAAGGCUACAUUGAGAGUUGAGCCGUUUAUACGAAUUUAUCCAACCCCCCUAUCACUUACUUAUUCCUGAGCUGUCCCUCGCGGCGCAUCUCGAAAACAGCUUCAACAUUUAAUCAAUUUGAUGCCCUCGACUUCCUCGCGAUAGCUGGUGCUGUCGCAUUCUCUGGCAUACUCGAAUACUUCGCUGCAUUUCAGGCGCAUUAACACAGCUCUCAUGGCCCGACCCAUGGGGGCGGUUCGUCUCAAGAAGACGAAUCCCUUGACCCUCGCGCUUGGAGCGAUCCUGUGCAUCUUCAUCAUCGUCUUCCUCGUCUCCCCGUCGGGCAAAUCCGCAACCGCUCGCCGAUUCGAGUCCAUAACUGCAGAACAUCAUCUCUCGCCGCCGACUUCACCGUACCGAAAGUCAAAAUCCCGAUCUGGCGUACCGCUCAAGCCACCACCGGUUGUGCACUACAACCUUAACAAUGUCACCAUUACGACUUCGCCCAUCGCGAACCGAGAAAAUGUCCUCAUCUUGACCCCCAUGUCUCGAUUCUAUCCCGGCUACUGGGACAAUCUUUUGCGCCUGACCUAUCCUCAUGAACUUAUCACGUUGGGGUUCAUCCUACCCAAGACCAAGGAGGGCAACCAAGCCACCACCGAACUCCAAGAACACAUCCACAAGACACAGAAGCAUGGCCGUGAGGGUGACAGAUUCAAGAGCAUCAUCAUUCUUCGUCAAGAUUUUGAUCCUGCCAUCGUGUCGCAGGAUGAAGCCGAGCGCCACAAGCUUAAAAACCAGAAGGCCCGUCGCGAGGUUAUGUCCAAGGCCCGGAAUUCACUACUGUUCACGACUCUCGGACCCGAUACCUCCUGGGUCCUGUGGCUAGAUGCCGACAUCAUUGAGACUCCUACAACCCUGAUCCAGGAUCUCGCCUCGUUUGAUAAGCCGCUCAUUGUCCCAAACUGCUUCCAGCGAUAUUACGACGAGGAACAUAAGCAAAUGGCCGAGCGGCCAUACGAUUUUAACAGCUGGCAAGACAGUGAAACAGCACUGGCACUCGCUGCCAAGAUGGGACCCGACGAAAUUCUUCUCGAGGGCUACGCUGAAAUGCCAACAUACCGAAUGCUUAUGGCAUACCUGGCUGUCGAGGGCGGUGACCGUAAUCUGGUCAUCCCACUUGAUGGAGUUGGAGGUACUGCCCUUCUAGUCAAGGCAGAUGUGCAUCGCGAUGGUGCCAUGUUCCCUCCCUUCCCCUUCUACCAUCUUAUUGAGACUGAGGGAUUCGCCAAAAUGGCUAAGCGAUUAGGCUGGCAACCAUACGGCCUGCCCAAUUACAAGGUCUAUCACUAUAACGAAUAACGUUGCCACGCUGUCACGAGGGCAACAUGAUCCAUCCCCUUUGACGGGCCCUGUUUUCUGGUUCCUAUGCCAAGAAGACAAGCAUGCUGCUCUGGGAUUAGGGCCUUGAGUAGUUGCUUAAUACACAUUGUUGGGCAAAUUCACGAUUCACUUUGGGCGGGUACAGGUCAUGGCGUUAAUAGUGCAUCCUCUGAACAUUUAUUCUAAAACAGAGGGGAAUGGAAGCCUUGUUGCCAGAAGAAAAAAAGACAAAGACAAAGACAAAGACAAAGACAAAGAAAAAGAAAAAGAAAAAGAAAAAGAAAAAGAAAAAGAAAAGAAAGAAAAGAAAAAAUAUCGCAAUAGCUUCAGGGAAGAUAUCGUGCCUUGCUAAAGAUAUGCAUAUUGUAUUGGCGUACAAAUUUCCGUAAGAACAUUCGGGCAUUCAUUGCAGAGCGAAUGUGGAGGAAGAAUCAUGGAAUACCUAGGUACCUUAGAUCGGCAUCUGCGAGUGCGCGUGUUGAGCUGUUCAAAUACAAGUUUUGAGGAAAUUCUCAAAUAAAUUGUCCUCUCGUGGAUGUUGUUGCUCAAAUUGAGUUCGUAUUUGCAAUAUUAUUACUGAG